CGCAGAAAUCUCUCCGCGUGUGUGUCAGUGUCCCUCGGGCUCUCGCGCCGGUAUUAUUGCAAAUCUCUCGCAGCGCGACUCCAAACGUUCGUUGCUCGCUAUCGUUUACGAGUUGUCAUUUCGAAGUUUUUGUGUUUACUCGUGUGUGUUUCCAUCCAAAAGUGUGUUAGAAGAAAAGUGAAAUGAAUCGCAGCGUGGCGGCGAAUUGAAUGCCAGUGUGCUCCGCUGCAGUAUAGUCCAUAUACCGCCGAUAUAAUGCGCGGCGACGCUCACAGAAAUAGCCUCGUCGGAAAAGCGGUGUGAAUCGAUAAUAGGUGAACCGAGUGCGCUCGUCGUCGUAUAGAGAGUACGUGCAGUGCCUGCAGUAUACCGCGCAUACCUCUCUAAGCAAUUUUUGAAUUAAAAAAAAGAGAGAGAAGAAGAAUAAUAAAGAAGAGGGAGAAGUUCACAAGGAGCGAGAGAAAUUCGAGACAAGGUCGUCAACAUGGUUUAUCACUGGCAGAGUCAGAAUGUCAAGGUGUCGGGCGUGGACGACAUGGUCCUGCUGCCGAAAGUCAGCGAGGACGCCAUCAUGGAAAAUUUGCGCAAACGCUACAUGGACGAUUACAUAUUCACAUGCAUCGGCCCCGUAUUGGUGUCCAUCAACCCUUUCAAACAGAUGCCGUACUUCGGAGAAAAGGAAAUUGAAAUUUACCAGGGAGCGGCGCCGUACGAAAAUCCACCCCACAUCUACGGACUCGCCGAUGAAAUGUACAGAAACAUGCUGAUCGACAACGAGAGUCAAUGCGUAAUUAUCAGCGGUGAAUCCGGAGCUGGCAAGACAGUCGCGGCGAAGUACAUAAUGUCGUACAUCGCCCGAGUCAGCGGGGGCGGCGAUCGCGUGCAGAGAGUUAAGGACGUCAUACUCGAGUCGAAUCCAUUGCUCGAAGCCUUUGGCAACGCCAAGACCGUCAGAAAUAACAACAGCAGUCGAUUUGGCAAAUACGUGGAGAUACAAUUUCAAUCGGGAGGCCAGCCGAGCGGUGGAAAAAUAUCGAAUUUCUUGCUGGAAAAAUCGAGAGUCACUUGCCACAAUCCUGGCGAACGAAAUUUCCACAUCUUUUAUCAGCUCGUGACGGGUGCCAAUUCGCAGAUGAAAGCUGAAUUCGGUUUGGUGGAUUUGGACUACUACAACUACUUGAAGAACGGAGGCAAUCACAAAGUCGACGGUACAAAUGAUGCUCGCGAUUUUCAAGAUACUCUCAAGGCUCUGAGCGUCAUGGGCAUGAAAGAAGCAGAAACGACCGAUAUUUUGAGAUUAGUCGCCGGCGUUCUUCACUUAGGAAAUAUACAAUUCAGCGAGAAAGGAAACUACUCGCAAGUCGCCGAUAAAGACUACUUGGACUUUCCUGCUUUUCUGCUUGGCAUCUCGCCAGAGCAGCUCUCGCACAAAUUGACGUCGCGCGAGUUCGAGUCGAAAUGGGGCAGUCAAUCGGAGAGCGUCGACGUGACGCUGAACGUCGAGCAGGCCCUCUACGCCAGGGACGCCCUCGCCAAGGACGUCUACGCGAGACUAUUUGAUCAUUUGGUUAAGAGGGUAAACACGGCUAUGGAAACUACGCAGGAGGCUUUCGAAAUCGGCAUCUUGGACAUUUACGGAUUCGAGAUAUUCGAAAAGAACGGCUUCGAGCAGUUCUGCAUCAACUUCGUCAACGAGAAAUUGCAGCAGAUCUUCAUCGAGCUCACGCUCAAGGCGGAACAGGAAGAGUACGUGUCGGAAAACAUUCAGUGGACGCAGAUCGACUUCUUCAACAACGCCGUCGUGGUGGACCUGUUGGAGGGUAAACGACCUCCCGGCCUGUUCCUCAUUCUCGACGACGUCUGCGCCACUCUUCACGGUGGCAGCAGCGGCGCCGAUGCCGAUCUUCAAAAGAAAUUCGCCGGUGCCGCGAGUACGCAUGCCCACUUCCAGGCGACGAGCGACGGCUUCGCGGUGCGCCACUAUGCCGGCAGCGUCGCCUACUCCGUCGAGUCGUUCUGCGACAAGAAUCGCGACGUUCUGUUCCUCGAUCUCAUCGAGCUCAUGCAGACCAGCACCAACUCCCUCGUACGCGACAUCUAUCCGAUCGAAACGGCGGCCAACGGCAAGACGCGCACGCUGAAAUCUCGACCCACGACGGCGGGCAGCAAGAUCCGCAGCCAGGCGGCGCGCCUCGUCAGCCAGCUGAUGCGCUGCACGCCCCACUACAUACGCUGCAUCAAGCCCAACGAGACCAAGCGGCCGCGCGACUGGGACGGCCAGGGCGUCAAGCACCAGGUCGAGUAUCUCGGCCUCAAGGAGAACAUCAGGGUGCGCCGCGCUGGCUUCGUCUAUCGUCGCCCGUUCGCCAAAUUCCUGCAGCGCUACGCCAUCCUCACCCGUGAGACCUGGCCCAGGUGGCAGGGCGGCGACGAGCGCCAGGGCUGCGAGUGGAUCCUCGCGAGCGCCUGCGUCGAUCGCGAUCGCUACCAGCUCGGCAGGAGCAAGCUCUUCAUCAAGGCGCCCGAGAGCCUGUUCAUGCUGGAGGAGGCGCGCGAUCGCAAGUACAACAUGUACGCGCGCGUGCUGCAGCGCGCCUUCAAGAAGUUCUUCGCGAAGAAGCGGCAAGCGGCCCAGAAGCAGGAGGCCGCGGAUCUGCUAUACGGACAGAAGCAGAGGCGCAAGGGCAGUCUGAAUCGAAACUUCGUCGGGGAUUAUAUCGGGCUGGACAUGAAGCCGAGACUGGUGUCGCUGGUGGGCAAGCGAGAGAAGAUAUUCUUCGCCGAGACGGUGAAGAAGUACGAUCGAAGGUUCAAGGCCUGCAGGAGAGAUCUGAUACUGACCGGCAAGUAUCUGUACUUGAUCGGCCGCGAGCCGAUCAAAAAGGGACCGGAAAAAGGCAAAGCCAUCGAGGUGAUCAAGAGAAAAUUGCUUUACGAGCAAAUAGGCCAGAUCUCAUUGAGCACGCUGCAGGACAAUUUCGUGGUCAUUCACACGAGAGAGGAUUACGCCAGUCUACUGGAGAUAGUUUUCAAGACGGAGUUUCUGUCCGUAUUCAAGAAGAAGUUCGCCGAGAAGAUGGGCCACUCACCCAUCAUCAAAUUUGGCAAUGCAAUCGAAUUCAAAGUGAAAAAGGAGGGCUGGGGCGGUGGCGGUACGAGAAUAGUGAAAUUCGUCCAGAACGGUUACGGCGACAUAGAGAUACUCACGCCCAGCAGCAAGCUACUCACCGUCAGCAUCGGUCCUGGCUUACCCGCUAUAUCGAAACCUGGCGUUCCGCUGACUAUACGCACGGGUUACGACGCGAACGGAGCCGCGAAUCGGGCUGUCGCAAAUGGCAAUAAUCAUCAUCAUCAUCAAAACAAUCAUCAGAGAGCACCGGCGAACUCGGUGCAACAAAGUAACGGCCAACAGCCAGCUCGAUACGCCAAUACGCCCGAUCAAGAGCCACCACAGCAGCAACAACAACAACAGCCAACGACGCAGGUGACCAACGGACGACCAAUUUUACCGAUCAACAGGCCAGUUUUUCAGCAAACCGCCGCAGCCAAUAAGAUUCAACAGACGCAACAACAGCAGCAGCAGCAGCAGCCCAACAAAUUGCAGCAAUCCGCGGGCAUACCGAUCAUGGCCGUGCUGGCCAACGCGGCCAAGCAGUCGCAGCAUCGCGGACUGAUCAAGGCGCCGCCGCCGCCGUCCGAGCCGGCCCCGCCGAAUCAGCCGACGAUCCACUCGGCUUUCAGAUUGCCGCAGCUGAAUUCCGUGGCCGCCGCGGCCGCGCUAAACGGUCAGCAUCGCUUGCAAAAUCAGCAGCAACAGAAAAUUCAGAACAACAAUAUCAAUGCCCAAAAUAACGGUCAAGACAAACCGAAUCCACGCCCAAGAAAGCCGCAAUUACCGAGUCUGCCGAAAGUCAAAGCUCUCUACGAUUACAGUCCGCAGGAUCUCGACGAGCUCGGGCUGCAGGAGGGUGACAUCGUCGAAGUGUUGAAACAACACGAAGGCGGUUGGUGGCAGGGAAGACUGAAGGGCAAGAUAGGACUGUUCCCAUCCAAUUACGUAGAAAAAAUAUGAAGUGGCUGAACGAUUGAGAGCACAUCCAAAGACGUGAAUUUAUGUGACAGCAAAGCGAACCGUGUGCCCUUCUUUGGGAUACAUCUUUUUUUUUUUACAAAUAUUUGAGAAAGGAUCGUACACGCAUUUUUCAGUUUAUUGUAUAAGGUUCUGGCAACCUUGACAUCAUGUGCACUGCCAAUAUAUUUUCUUUCAUUGUUUUUGUAUAACAUCAGAAUGUUUAACAUUUUAUUUUCUAUGGCGAUUUUUUAAAGUUUUUAUUUGAUAAUUUAUUUACACGCAUUUUCCAAAGAUUCUUUUUUUCUGUGAAAAAAAACCAAGACAUCACAUUGUUGAAAAUCGUGAAAUGUAGCGAUAUCAGGCUGCUCUAGACAUUAUUUUUUAUUGAAUGAAUUUAGAAUUUUUAUGUACAUAUUUAAGUUAAGAUUGAAAUUAAGGUGUAUUUUAACUGUAUUACCAAAAUAAAUCGAUCAAAUUGA
Molecule: messenger RNA, 4551 nt
Organism: Trichogramma pretiosum
Lineage: Eukaryota; Metazoa; Arthropoda; Insecta; Hymenoptera; Trichogrammatidae
Product: unconventional myosin-Ie-like
Exons: 19
Coding region: 485-4072 (1195 amino acids)
Biological process (GO): actin filament organization; vesicle transport along actin filament
Cellular component (GO): vesicle; myosin complex; plasma membrane
Molecular function (GO): microfilament motor activity; ATP binding; actin filament binding
Source: RefSeq, a predicted model, not a curated record